AUGUCGCCUCAGCCACCUAGGGGCGACACAAGCAAUGCACGUCUAGAUCUAUUAUUACACGUCAAUAGUGCCGCCAUGUCGCGAACCCUCUCAAUCGUCUUUCUGCUGUGUUUCUUGCAACUGGUGGCAGCGCAAUUCCAGUUCUUCGAUGGGAUGUUUGGACAACGCCAGCAGCAGCAACAAUAUCAUACUGGCGCGUCACAGUGGGCGGCGCAUCUCGAAAGCAUAUCGUGUUCACAAUAUCUUUGCCCUGGAACGUUAGACUGUGUUGGAAGCCCAAGGGAAUGCCCGUGUCCUGACCAUGAAGAUAUCAAAUGCACAAUUCCCGAUGCCGAAGGAGAGGCAACAGUCGUAUGUGUACGCGGGGCGGAUGAAUGCCGACAAAUAGAGCGUCUGACCCGGGCAUUGAAGUAG
Molecule: messenger RNA, 414 nt
Organism: Mycena indigotica
Lineage: Eukaryota; Fungi; Basidiomycota; Agaricomycetes; Agaricales; Mycenaceae
Product: Long chronological lifespan protein 2
Exons: 4
Coding region: 1-414 (137 amino acids)
Source: RefSeq, a predicted model, not a curated record